Carassius gibelio (silver crucian carp) is the source of this 3038-nucleotide messenger RNA. RefSeq names its product high mobility group protein HMG-I/HMG-Y-like. NCBI's taxonomy places the organism in Eukaryota, Metazoa, Chordata, Actinopteri, Cypriniformes, Cyprinidae. Gene Ontology annotation, biological process: regulation of DNA-templated transcription. The transcript is spliced from 5 exons. Gene Ontology annotation, molecular function: transcription coregulator activity; DNA binding. The coding region runs from base 352 to 630 and encodes 92 amino acids. Gene Ontology annotation, cellular component: nucleus; chromatin. The record is from RefSeq and is a predicted model, not a curated record.
GCGCCAGUAAUGUGUCACAGACAUUAUAUGCAGCAUAUGGCGCGUGAGAUCCGCCUCUCCUCCAUCAACCUGCGGCUCAUCCCGCUUUUCCAUUGGCCUUUUAUUCCACUGCAAGGAACUCGCUUUAAUCGCAUCUAUUCCGCGUCUCCCUCGACACGAUCGGAAGCGACAGAGUUAAAUCCGCUCUUACCCACACGCAGACGUCUGUUUAGCUCGGAAUUAGACCGUGGUUUAUUGGUAGACGGUCGGUUGCGCUCUAAUUCAAUCAGCAGAGAUCGUGCUGGAGGUGGGGCCAGCGAGCAGAACAGCGCGCACCACAACAUUAUUUUCCUGUAAGUGCAUUCAAGAAACAUGAGCGAUUCAGAGAAACAAACACUCUCCCGUAAAGACAAGGAUGGAGUGGAGAAAAGGGGACGAGGAAGACCAAGGAAACAUCCAAAGGAAUCGAGUGGGUCGCCAACUGCAAAAAGACCAAGAGGACGGCCGAAGGGCAGCAAAAACAAAGGCCCAUCCAAGAGAAAAUCCUCGGCUCCUGGCAGCAAACUGAAGGGAAAGCCGAAGAAAGGGGAAAAGGAAAAACCUCAGGACUCAUCUGAGGACGCUGAGGAAGAUGACGAAGAGGAGCAGUAACAUAACUACCUCAUACCCAACCAAACGAAAGAACCAACCGUCUUCUCUCCAACCAGUGAAUAACAUGGAAUGUCAUUCACAUCUUUCUACAACCACAAAAGGACAGUAAUAGAUGUAAUAUUCUGCAUAAUACAUGAGUUUAUGUCACUAGAUCAAAUAUACUGUAGAAACCAGAAUCACAUUGCAUACAAAUGUCAUGUGUUCCUGUUACUUUUAUUAUAUAUAUCUAUUGGACUGAGGUGCUUUUCUACAUACGCUUUGUCUGUAGUUCUGUUUAGUCAUUUUUGUGUCCAUAUUGUAGACUAGAUUUAGAUCAAGGUAUAAUUUAAUGUGUAACAUCAUGGGCUUAAUAGUUCUAAUAGAAUGCAUUCAUUUUGUAUAUAGGUGUUAACAGUUUAUCUAGAUUUUUGUUAGUGAAUAAUAAUGUGCAGCCAUCAGUGAAUAUUUGUUUCAAGGCAGGUUCUUAUAUUUUGUAAUAAAAUAUAAGUUACUCAGGCCAGAUGUUGAGGGAGCACAUAUUUAGUUUAAAUAAAUAGUUCACCCAAAAAUCUAAAUUUGCUGGAUUUUUACUCGCACUCAGGCCAUCCAAGCUGUAGAUAGUUUUUUUUUUUCUUAAUCAGAAUGUAUUUGGAGAAAUGUAUUAUUACAUCAGUGGCUCACCAGUGGAUCCUCUGCAGUGAAUGGGUGCCGUCAGAAUGAGAAGCAAUCCACUCCACUCCGGUACAUCAGUAAAUGUUUAGAGAAAAGAUGUAUGCUUCUAAGAAACAAAUCAUACUUGAUACAUUUUUUUUUUAAUAAUCAAAAAAAUAAAAAUAAUAAUGCAUGCACUGAAUGCACUGUAAGUCGCUUUAGAUAAAAGUGUCUGCCAAAUGCAUAAGUGUAAAUGCAAGCUUUUUUUUUUUAUAUUUGCUCAAGUGAAAAAGUUAUCUCAUCUGAAUCAGGAGAGAAAUAUGCACAGAGCAAGCACCGUUUACAAGCAAAAACAGUAUAAAACAGAUCUAAACAAAUAUGUUGGUGGAUUUUGAUUAGAAGUGACGGUUUGAAUCAAACAUCCAUCUUUUUGCUUCACAAGAUGUUAAUUGAUGAACUGGAGUGGUGUGGAUUACUUUUGGAUUGUUGCGUUGUUUUUUAUCAGCUGUUUGGACUCUCAUUCUGAUGGCACCCAUUCACUGCAAGUGAGCAAGUGAUGAAAUGCAAAAUUUCUCCAGAUCUGUUCAGACGAAGAAACAAACUCAUCUGCAUCGAGGAAGAGUACAUUUUCAGCACCUUUUCAUUUUUGAAUGAACUGUUCCUUUAACAGCAGCUUGUAAUGUGAUGUUUUCCACUAGAAUUCCCAGGAAUCAGCUUUGAGCAUAUAGCAAAGGUUUGUAUUUAGAUGUAUAUGUCUGUGUUUGUUUGUGAUUGUUUGUCACUAUAGAAAUUUAUGGGAGCAUUGUUAAAUUUUGAAGCCAUCAUUUACUCCAACGUUGCGGGUACAAAUUGCCAUAUGAAACUGAUUGGCAGAAAACAGACGUCUUAGCUGGUGUCUUGUAUUAGAAGACAUUCCAUCUUAUUGUAAAAAUUCCUAAUGGACAAUGAAUUUGGCACACCACUUUGUGAUUCUUAAAUGGUUCAAAAGAAAUGUAAGGAUAUAAACUUAAUUGUGAAGAAAGAAAUUAUGCAUCAAUUUAAAUAUUUCCCUAAUAUACACUUUGAUAGAAGUGCUUCUCAGGUGGUUUUGCUUCAGGACGCCAUCAAGUGGUGACUCAAGGUACCAAAAUGUAAAUAAAUGAACAUAAAUCCUUAAAAAAAGAACAUUGAAAUGUAUUAAUAUUAUCAAUAAUAACAUAACAUACACAAACCACCUUCUUACAACAUUUCCUUAAAGGACUGUCUGCAUUACAGCUAUCAGCUCAAGGUUCUCCACACCCAAGUGCUUUUGGAUUAUUUAUUUUUAAAUUAUUUAUUUUAAUAAUCUAGCUGUGAAUCACAACAGUGACAAUAAGCUAUGGGUCUCAAGGAUUCAGAUUUGUUCUUUCAGGGUCCCUAAAAAAUGUUAAUUUUACACCCCCAUGAACUAUUGAGUUAUAAGAUGCAUAUAUUGAGCAAAAGUGUAAUCUAAAUUAUAGCCCGUGUUAAUGUUCCUUCAAAAAUAUUGACUGUAUUUUAUACAUUCAAGUCCUCAUAACUUCUGAAAUAUUCACCUCAGGUAUUACAGUGUCAUGAACAGACAGCAAAAGCCCAAGAUAAUGUCAAUCCCUUCAGCAGUAUAUCCUUUAUUCUGCAGCGAUUGUCUGUGUAGCAGUAAACAGCACAUAUAGUGUGUGACAUUUUAUUAAUACAAUAUUAGAGUUAUAAAAUGUGUAUUAGAUUUAUAGAAUUUAUUUGUAUGUAGAGUGUGUUGAUCUUAAUAAAAAUACUUUUUCAAA